Molecule: messenger RNA, 3222 nt
Organism: Alosa sapidissima (American shad)
Lineage: Eukaryota; Metazoa; Chordata; Actinopteri; Clupeiformes; Clupeidae
Product: metal transporter CNNM1
Exons: 9
Coding region: 511-3060 (849 amino acids)
Biological process (GO): transport; magnesium ion homeostasis
Cellular component (GO): plasma membrane
Molecular function (GO): transmembrane transporter activity
Source: RefSeq, a predicted model, not a curated record
CUGUGUGUUCCCUGGAGCCAGACGAGGCAAUAAUGUGCUCAGUCUCCAGCCAGUCUGUCAGAGGAGCAGCACGCGCUUCACAUUGACCUUGAAAGCCUGAAGCCAAACACACACGCGCGGGACAUCUGACAUUAGGGUUGAGUUUCUGACGUCAGCAUAACUGUCACACCGGGGUAGACGCGGUCCGCGAAACUAAUUUGAAAUCUCUUGCGACCAUGAUGACAGCCUAUAGCAUAGGGCGAACGCGCAGACUGCUCCCGAAAAACAAACGGAGGCAGAGCGCUCGAGCAAGCUGGUGAGCUGGGUUGGCCGCUCAUUUUCUCCGCUGCAGAGGACAGCACGAGAUGAGCGCGGUUCCUUAACAGAAAUGGCAUUACAUCACUGGGGUGUCUUUUUUUGAGGCACAUGCUGACGACCUCACAUGCGAAGCUAUUUGCACGCGCAACUCCAGCUGUUCCACCGAUCUGAACUGAUGAGGGGCGCGAUCGCCACGUGACUAAGCUCGCGCCAAUGUCCUUCUCCGACACAGUCAGCAUGAUGGCCGCGGCUGCAGCGGAUGCUUCUCUCGCGCUCCGCAUCCCAAGCCGCUGCCUGCUGCCUCUGCUGCUCGUGUUCGCCUCACCAUUGCCCACGCGGAGCCGGGCGCUGCUGGGCUUUCGUCCCGAGGACACAGGAGCGGAGCUGUCCGUGCAGGACGGGGUGCUGAAGGCGACGGAGGGCACGAGAUUCAUGCUGCGCGUGUACUAUGCCGCAACUCCGCAGAGGCUCAACCGGAGCGUCAGUGGCAGGGCUGACGCUGCUGCCGCGCCCUGGAUCGCUUUCAUCGAGGAGUCGCAGCCCGGCCGAAAGGGGCAGUUGCACCCGAACCCGUGCGUGGAGGAGAGCGCGCGCAGCUCGGACAUCGAGCUGCUGGGCUCGUUCCGCUCCGCGUCCAGCCACAACUCCAUCCUCGUCGAUCUAUUCGCGAAGGAGUUGCGUCGCGGCGAGAAGCUCAAGUUCUACUCCAUGUGUGCCUUCGACGGCGUCAAGUGGGAGCACUUUCGGACGCGGGACUUUUGGGUGGCGGUGGUGGAGCGGCCGCCGCAACCAGACGCGUGGCUGCAGGUGACGCUGUCGGUGCUGCUGCUGGGGCUGUCCACGCUCUUCAGCGGACUCAACAUCAGCAUGCUCGCGCUGGACCCGGUGGAGCUGCGCGUGCUGAUGAGCAGCGGCACCGAAAAUGAGCAGAAGUACGCCAAGAAGAUCGAGUCGGUGCGCAAGCACGGGAACUAUGUGCUCUGCACGCUCGUGCUGGCCAACGUCCUCGCCAACACUUAUCUAGUUAUCUGGAUGUGCCAAAUCUUGGGCAUAACGCUCGUCUCCAUAACGACGUGCACCUUCGCCAUCUUUUUCGUGGGUGAGAUUUUACCCCACUCGGUGGCCUCGCGGCACGGGCUGGCCAUCGCCUCCAAAACCAUCUGGCUCACGAGGCUGCUCAUGCUUGUGUCGUUCCCCAUCACGUACCCCAUCAGCAAGCUGCUGGACAACAUGCUUCACCAGGAGAUCAGCAACUUCUACACGCGCGAAAAGUUACUGGCGAUGUUGCGCGUGACGGACCCCUACCACGACCUCGUCAAAGAGGAGCUGAACAUUAUCCAGGGCGCGCUCGAGCUCCGCACCAAAACCGUGGAGGAUGUUCUCACACCGUUGAACGACUGCUUCAUGCUCUCGUCGGACGCGCUGCUUGACUUCUACACCAUGACCGAUAUCAUGCAGAGCGGCUUUACGCGCAUCCCGGUUUACGAGAACGAGCGCUCCAACAUCGUGGACAUUCUGUUCGUGAAGGAUCUGGCUUUCGUGGAUCCCGACGACUGCACGCGUCUGAAAACCAUCACGCAGUUCUAUAAGCACCCCCUUCACUGCGUGUUCAACGACACCAAACUAGACUCCAUGCUGGAACAGUUUAAGAAAGGUAAGUCUCAUCUGGCGAUCGUGCAUCGUGUGAAUAAUGAGGGCGAGGGCGACCCCUUCUACGAGGUCAUGGGCAUCGUCACUCUGGAGGACGUCAUCGAGGAGAUCAUCAAAUCAGAGAUCGUGGACGAGACGGACCUCUACACGGAUAACCGCACUAAGAGACGUGUGUCCCAUCAUGAGAGGAAGCUGCAGGACUUCUCCCUGUUCAAACUGUCCGAGAGCGACACGAAGGUCAAGAUCUCACCACAGCUGCUAUUGGCUACCCACCGCUUCCUGGCCACAGAGGUGGAGCCCUUCAGGUCAUCUCACCUGUCGGAGAAGAUCCUGCUGCGUCUGCUCAAGCACCCCAGUGUCAUGCAGGAACUCAAGUUCGAUGAUCGCAACAAACGCUCCCCACAUCAUUUCCUGUUCAUGCGCAACAAGCCUGUGGACUACUUCAUCCUGAUCCUACAGGGACGGGUAGAAGUAGAGGUUGGGAAGGAGGGCUUGCGCUUUGAGAACGGAGCCUUCACCUACUACGGACUUCCUGCCAUCACCUCUCUGCUGUCAGCAGUCCACAGGUCCCCCUCUCGGAGUAGUGGUCUGAACCGUUCAGACUCGACUCUGCACGCGUGCAGUUUGGGACAACUCAGUACAGGGGGAGGAGCUUAUCUACCAGACUACUCUGUUAGACAACUCACCAAUCUCCAGGUUGUCAAGGUCACUCGUGGGCACUACCAGAACGCCAUGACGGCCAUGCGCAUGGACAGCUCACCCCAGACACCGGACGCAGAGACGCAGGGCGGUCACCCAUCCGUGCCCGAGACGCGCUCACACAGCAUCGCGCUGCCGCUCACACACACACGGCCGCACCACACACACCUCAACACCGCCACACACUCCCCUCAGCAGCAGGACAGCGACAGCACCAGCAGCCUCAAUGAGAGGAACCGCAUCGUCCGGAGUAAAUCAGACGGGCAGAGGAGUCCCAGUGAUUCUGUGUUUCUGCGGAUGGAGGAAAUCCCCUACAGCAGCCGAGAUAACACACACCAUCACACACACGCCACAGGCAACGGGAAGAGAAGACUGUCUGGUGCUGAAGAAACAGAGGCGGCUAGCAUCACCUAGCAACGCCUAGCAACACCUAGCAACGCCUAGCAACACCUAGCAACGCCAGGAGUGUUGAGUGUGGAGAGGGAAUACACACCUCUCUACUCUCAUCUGUUACACUCACACACACACACACACACACACACACACAGAGACACACACACACAAACACACACACAC